Eimeria mitis is the source of this 7800-nucleotide messenger RNA. RefSeq lists its product as uncharacterized. Bases 1 to 7800 code for a protein of 2599 amino acids. The transcript is spliced from 22 exons. NCBI's taxonomy places the organism in Eukaryota, Apicomplexa, Conoidasida, Eucoccidiorida, Eimeriidae. The record is from RefSeq and is a predicted model, not a curated record.
AUGGGUGAGCUUGUAGACGGGGGCGACUUGAGGUGCGGCAGCACCAGCACCGCGGCUGCCACCCCUCCCCCCGUUCUUGCUGCAGCAGCAGCAGCAGCAGCGCACUCAUCACCAACAUCAUCACCAGCAACAGCAGCAGCAGCAGCAGCAGCAGCAGCAGCAGCAACAGAUGCUCCAGAGGAUGCGUGGCACUUCGUGGUGCCGUCGGCACACAGCAGCUUCAUCUUCUCCCUCUGCCCGCGGGGCCCCUCUCCUCUCUCUAUUCAGGUGUACAGACAGCUGGGGCGGCUGAGGGGGGCUGUAGCUGCUGCUCCUGUGCCUCUGUCUUUCUCUGCAUCGUCAGCAGCAGCAGCAGCAGCAUCGGCAGCAGCAGCUCCUGCAGCAGCACCUGCAGCAGCAGGAACAGAAGUAACAGAAGCAGCAGCAACAACACAAUCAGUAGCAGCAGCAGCAGCAGCAGCAGCAGCAAAGAAAGGGGGAGAGGCGUGCUGCUGCAUCGAUAGCCUGAGAUGCCUCACCAGGGCCCCCCACGUCUUCUCCUGGGCAGCAGAUGCUGCUGCCUGGCUUGAAGGUUCAUCUGCAGCAUUUAAUCCCGCUGCUGCUGCUGCUGCUGCUGCUGCUGCUGAUGAGCUCAUCACCCCUGGGGAGCCAGACGCAGCUGCUGCUCGUGACGCUGCAGCAGCAGCAACAGCAGCAGAAGCAGCAGCAACAACAACGGCAGCAGCAGCAGCCGCACGGAGCACAACUGACAUUGCUGCCUGUGGAUGUGCUCGGAGCCGAAGGAAGCAGCAGCAGCAGCGGUGUAUCCAGACGCAGCUGCUGCUCGUGACGCUGCAGCAGCAGCAACAGCAGCAGAAGCAGCAGCAACAACAACAGCAGCAGCAGCAGCAGCACGGGGCACAACUGACAUUGCUGCCUGUGGAUGUGCUCGGAGCCGAAGGAAGCAGCAGCAGCAGCGGUGUAGUUACCCCCCUGCAUGGCCUCAACAGCAGCAGCCGCAGCACCAGUACUAGCAGCAGCAACAGCAACAGCAGCAACAGCAGCAGCAGCAGCAGCAGCAGCUCAGUUGUAGAUGCAAAAGAGUUUGUGGGUUGGUCUGCUGUUGCCUGCGGCGGCCACGGGAGAAGCUGGGCGCUGCAUCCCGCAGCAGCAGCAGCAGCAGGAGCAGCAGCAUCUGCAGCAGCAUUAGCAGCAGGUGCAGCAGCAACAGCAGCAGCAACAGCAGCAGCAACAGCAGCAGCAGCAGAAACUCUCCUCGGGGGGGCCCCCUGGAUCUUUCUUUUUGGGGGGCAGUGCCGCGACGCCUUAGGCCGCUGGCGAUUCAACCCAGAGGCGUUUCUGCUGCUGCCUGUACACUGCAGCUUGCUGCGCCCAGCAGCAGCAGCAGCAGCAGCAGCAGCAGGAGGCGCAGCAGCAGGAGCAGCAGCAGGAGCAGAAGCAACAGAAGGAGGAGGAGAGAUACAACCUCUUAAGCUUCCUGGUUGUGCUGACCUCCUUCAACCUCCUGCUGCUGCUGCUGCUGCAGCAGGGACAACAUCUGCCGCUGCUGCAGCAGGAGCAGCAGCAAACACAGCAGCAGCAGCAGCACUUGCAGCAGCAGCAACUGCAGCAGCAGCAGCUCCGGGCUCUACAGAAGGAAACAACCAGCAGCAGCAGCAGCAGCAGCAGCAGCAGCAGGAGGCGCAGCAGCAGGAGCAGCAGCAGGAGCAGAAGCAGCAGAAGGAGGAGGAGAGACACAAACUCUUAAGCUUCCUGGUUGUGCUGACCUCCUUCAACCUCCUGCUGCUGCUGCUGCUGCAGCAGGGCCAACAUCUGCCGCUGCUGCAGCAGGAGCAGCAGCAAACACAGCAGCAGCAGCAGCACCUGCAGCAGCAGCAACUGCAGCAGCAGCAGCUCCGGGCUCUACAGAAGGAAACAACCAACGGGGGUGGACUUGGGUCGUGCCAACUCACUGACUCGACUGUGGCUUUGCUGCUGUCUGUACGAAAUGCAGCAGCAGCAGCAGCAGCAGCACCAGCAGCAGCAGCAGCAACAGCAGCAGCAAAAGAGUCAACUGUAGAUGUGCUGCCUCUCCUGGAGACGCAGGAGCUGCAGCUGCUUAUUUCGGGGCCGCUACCGCCUGCGCGGAUGGGGCAUUCGAUGACGGCCUUGCUGCGCUGCAGCGGCGGCUGCAGCUUUUUUAUUUUUGGUGGCGUUGCUGCUGAGGGGCGGCCCCUCACUGACCUGUGGGAGCUUCAGCUGUCUAUACACCCCAACAGCAGCAGCAGCAGCAGCAGCAGCAGCAGCAACGGAAUGCUGGUGUUUAGGGGACAGUGGCAGCAGCUUAACAUAGACAACGGGGGCGUUGUGAGGCCGCUUAGUGCAGCGGCGCUGCUGCAGCACGAGAGGAAGCAGGAGCUGCAGCAGCGGCAGCAGAAGAAAAAGCAACAGCAGCAGCAGCAGCAGCAGCAGCAGCAACAGCUCACCCCAAAGGCCAGCAGAAAAAGUAACAUCACCGCUACUACUACUACUACAACUACUACUACUACUAGCAGCAGCAGCAGCAGCAGCAGCAGCAGCAACAGCAGCAGCAGCAGCAGCAGCAGCAGCACAUCUGGUCUGCCGCCUCUGAUGUUUCCCUCUUUAGCGGCAUUCGAAGCUCACAGCUGUUCUUGCCCUACACCUUCAUUGCAGCAGCAGCAGCAGCAGCAGCAGCAGCAGAGGCAGCAGGAGCAGCAGGUCUCAACAGGCCUGCAGCAGCAACAGCAGCAGCAGCAGCAGCAGCAGCAGCAGGAGCAGCAGCGACAGCAAUGCUGCCAGCAGCAGCAGCAGCAGCAGAGGCAGCAGGAGCAGCAGGCCUGCAGCAGCAGCAACAGCAGCAGCAGCAGCAGCAGCAGCAGCAGCAGCGACAGCAAUGCUGAUGCUAGCCACUGCAUGCCAAGCCAUCACUGGCUGCUGUUUAUUUGUGGAGGCUUCAGUGUUCCUGCUGCUGCUGCUGCUGCUGCUCCUGCUGCUGUUGCUGCUGCUGCUGCUGCCAGUAAAUGCCGUUAUUCUGCACGCAUUGCACGAAAAGCAGCAGCAGCAACAACAGCAACAGCAGCAGCAGCAGAAACUACUGCAGCAGCAGCAGCAGCAGCAGCAGCAAAGUACACGUAUAAAGAAUGUAGUAUCGCCAGGAAAGGCUCCGUGCUGCGGCGGUGUAGAGUUGUGGGGCGCAGCAGCUUCAUCUGUCUCGGCUUCAGGCAGCAGCAGCAGCAGCAGCAGCAGCAGCAGAUCUUCUGGCUGCAGCAGCAGCUCCUGCAGCAGCAGCUUAAGCCGUUGCAGCUCCUGCAGCAGCAGCCACAACCGCUGCAGCAACUGCAGCAGCAACAGAAGCAGCUGCUUAACGGCAGCAGCUCCCCUCGCAGCCUCCUGCAGCAGCAGCCACAACCGCUGCAGCAACUGCAGCAGCAACAGAAGCAGCUGCUCAACGGCAGCAGCUCCCCUCGCAGCGUACAACAAAGCGAUGAUGGCGCUGCUGCUGCUGCUGCUGGGCCAGCAGCAGCAUCAGCAGCAGCAGCAGCAGCAGCAGCACUAGAACCAGCAGCAGCUACAGCGGCACCUGCUUGCAGCAACAGCUGUCACGGGAGUGGGCCCACAGCACCUGCAAGCAGCGGCAACAGCAGCAGCAACACCAGCAGCAGCAACAGCAGCAGCAGCAAUAGCAGCAGCAGCAACAGCAGCAGCAGCGGCGGCAGUGAGAGUGGGGCCAUUAGGGAAGGGAAUGCAGCAGACGGCGGCACUGCAGGCAGCAGCAACAGCAGCAGCGGCGACAACUACUGCAGCAGCAACAGCAGCAACAGCAGCAACCGCAGCAGCCGCAGCAACGACAGCAACAGCAACAGCGGCAGCAACCGCAGCAGCGACCGCAGCAGCAGCAGCAGCAGCGACCGCAGCAGCAGCAGCGACAGCAACCGCAGCACCAGCGAGAUAGGUGAAUGCGGCAGCAACGACGGCAGGAGCAGCAGCAACACUCACAGCAGCAGCAGCGGCAGCAGCGGGCCCUUGCACUGUAACCGCAGCAUCAACCAAACCAGCUGCAGCAGCAGCAGCAGCAAACCGCAGCAGCAGCAGCAGCAGCGACCGCAGCAGCAGCAGCGACAGCAACCGCAGCACCAGCGAGAUAAUAACCGCAGCAUCAACCAAACCAGCUGCAGCAGCAGCAGCAACAGCAGCAGCAGCAGCAGCAGCAGCAGCAGCAGCAGCAGCAGCAAACAUAUCACAGCUGCUUCGUUUGGCCUGUGGCUUGCAGAUGAUGCGAAGGGAGACGGAGAGACAGAGGACGGCGAACUGCCUGCUUCUGGUGCGGAGGCUGCUGCUCCUGCUGCUGCUGCUGCUGCUGCUGCUGCUGCUGCUGCAGCAACGGCAGCAGCAGCAGCUGAUCACUCAGCAGCUCCAAUGGCGGCAGCAAACAGGCAGCAAAAAGAGGCCGGGGGUGUUGCUGCUGCUACUGCUCGUGGUGCUGGUGCUGCUGGUGCACAGCAGCAAGAGCAACAGCGGCAGCGGGCAGCAGCAGCUGAUCACUCAGCAGCUCCAAUGGCGGCAGCAAACAGGCAGCACAAAGAGGCCGGGGGUGUUGCUGCUGCUGUUGCUUCUGGUGCUGGUGCUGCUGGUGCACAGCAGCAAGAGCAGCAGCGGCAGCAGCAACAGCAGCAGCAGCAGCAGCAGCAGCAGCAGGGCGGGGGCGGACGUAUGGCAUCUGUUUUGGAGCGCCUUCGUAAGAAGCUGCGCGACAAGCCGCCAGGAGGAGGAGCAGCAGCAGCAGCAGAAGCAGCAGCAGCAGCAGCAGCAGCAACAGCAGGCGGAGUAAACGCAGGCACGCAAGCAAGAGACGCAGCAGCAGCAGCAGCAGCAGCAGCAAGGGGUAGGCCUGAGGACAGUGUUGUAUCAUCCAGCUCGCUGCAUACAGCAGCAGAAGCAGCAGCAGCAGCAGCAGCAGCAGAUGCUCUGGACGCUGGCAGUGGGGGCUCUUCUUUGCUGCAGCUGCUGCACAGCACCCCUUCUUGGCCUCAUGCAGCAGCAGCAGCAGAAACAGCAGCAGCAGCAGCAGCAGCGGGAGCACUUGAAGCAUCGACGCCUACGACAACUGCAGCAGCAGCAGCAGAAGGCAGGUUCAGCAGCAGCAGCAACAGCACACCAGAAGCCGGUGAGCCUGGGGAGCCCCCGGGAUUGCCGCGCAAGCCGGCAGGUUCAGCAGCAGCAGCAACAGCACACCAGAAGCCGCACAUCCGCCGCUGCAAGGCGCUGCUGCUGGGGGAGUUAGAGGAGGGGCAGGAGCUGGUGCUGCCGCCGGAGUGGCAGCGGCAGCUGCAGCAGCAGCAGCAGGUGCUGCAGCAGCAGCAGAAGCAGCAGCAGUUGCACCGGCAGCAGCAGCAGCAGCAGCAGCAGCAGCAGCUCUCCCAGCAUGCUGCGCAAACCCACUGGGCAGCGGCUACAAAACCGCAGCAGCGGACGUGGCAGCAGCAGCAGCUACAACAGCAGCAACAGCCGCAGCAGCAGCAGCAACAGCAGCAGCAACAGCAUCAACAGCAGCAUCAGCAGCAGCAUCAGCAACUCCAGCAGCAGUUGCAUCACCGGCAGCAGCAGCAAGCGCAGCAGCAUAUGCCGUCAAUGCAGCAGCACCUGCCGCAGGCGCAGCAUCCGCAGCAGCACCAAACCCACUGGGCAGCGGCUACAAAACCGCAGCAGCGGACGUGGCAGCAGCAGCAGCUACAACAGCAACAACAGCCGCCGCAGCAGCAGCAACCGCAGCAGCAACAGCAUCAGCAGCAGCAUCAGCAGCUCCAGCAGCAGUUGCAUCACCGACAGCAGCAGCAAGCGCAGCAGCACAUGCCGUCAAUGCAGCAGCACCUGCCGCAGGCGCAGCAGCCGCAGCAGCACCAGCAGCAGCAGCAGCAGCAGCAGCAGCAGCAGCAGCAGCAGCAGUUGCUGCUGCACCCUUGGCAGCAGCAGCAGCAGCAGGACCCUCACAAUCGUCGUUUCUUGAUAGAUAUUCCUCCGCCUCCAGGGCUGCAGCAACUGCAGCAGCGGCUGCUGCAGGCGCAGCAUCCUGCAGCAGCAGCAGUUGCUGCUGCUGCUGCAGCAGCAGCGACAGAUACCCACCAUAUACCAACUUCCCCCUCAGCUCCUGCUGCAGUGCAUGCUGCAUUGCCCUGGGCAGCAGCAGCAGCAGCAGCAGCAGCAGCAGCAGCAGCAGCAGCACGUAUUGUUUCCGACUCCUCAGCAGCACCAGCAGCAGCAGCAACGGCAGCACCAGCAGCAGCAACAGCAACAAAAACAACAGCAGCAGCAGCAGCAGCACUUUAUCCAACAACAAGGCCAGCAGCAACGCCACGAACACCAGCGGCGGAUGCAUAUGCAUCAGCAGCAGCAGCAGCAGCAGCAGCAGGAGCAGCAGCACCAGCAGCACCAAAUGCACCAGCAGGUACAGCCGCAACAGCAGCAGAUGCAGCAGCAGCAGCAGAUGCAGCAGAAGAUGCAGCUACAUCAGCAGCAGCAGCAGCCGCACCAGCAGCCUGCGCCUCCGCCGCCGCCGCCGCCACCGCAGCAGCAGCAGCAUCAACAGCAACAGCAGCAGCAGCAGCAGCAGCAACAGCAUCAGCAGCAGCGAAAGCAGCAGCAAGUCCGCAACAGCAGCAGAUGCAGCAGCAGCAGCAGAUGCAGCAGAAGAUGCAGCUACAUCAGCAGCAGCAACAGCCGCACCAGCAGCCUGCGCCUCCGCCGCCGCCGCCGCCACCGCAGCAGCAGCAGCAUCAACAGCAGCAGCAGCAGCAGCAGCAGCAGCAACAGCAUCAGCAGCAGCGAAAGCAGCAGCAAGGUGAAGAAGCAGCAGGCGAUCAGGCUUUGUGGCCUCCAUGGAGGCGCAUGCAGCCGGCGCAGCACCCGACUGAGUUGCUGCAGCAGCAACAACAGCAACAGCUUGCUGCUGCUGCUGCUGCUGCUGCUGCUGCAUGCGAGCCGCAGCACAACAGCUCCUUGCUGCUUCCCGCAGUGCCUCCCCCUCCAGCAAUGUUGCCGGCAACAUCACUGCUGCUGCAUCAGCAGCAGCAGCAGCAGCAACAGCAGCAGCAACAGCAGAAGCAGCAGCAGAAGCAGAAGCAGCAGCAGAAGCAGAAGCAGCAGCAGCAGCAGCAGCAGCUCCCCCCGAACAUGCGGCUGCUGCUGCAUAGAGGCCGUUUGCUGCUGCUGCAGCUGGCAGCAGACGCGCAGCAAGACGGGAAUACCUUCCUCAAGGAGUUCUGCCGUUUCUGGGGCAGCAGCAGCAGCAGCAACAGCAGCAGCAGCAGCAGCAGGAGUGAAGCUAGGAUACUGAGCAGCAAAGACUCCAGCACGCAGCCUGCAGCAGCAGCAGCAGCAGCGUGCUGCUGCAUAAAGGCCGUUUGCUGCUGCUGCAGCUGGCAGCAGACGCGCAGCAAGACGGCAAUACCUUCCUCAAGGAGUUCUGCCGCUUCUGGGGCAGCAGCAGCAGCAGCAGCAACAGCAGCAGCAGCAGCAGCAGCAGCAGGACAGCAGCAGCAGGAGCAGCAGCAGCAGCAGCAGCAGCAGCAGACACAGCCGCAGGGCGAGCCGCAGCACAACAGCUCCUUGCUGCUUCCCGCAGUGCCUCCCCCUCCAGCAAUGUUGCCGGCAGCAUCACUGCUGCUGCAUCAGCAGCAGCAACAGCAACAGCAACAGCAGAAGCAGAAGCAGCAGCAGAAGCAGAAGCAGCAGCAGAAGCAGAAGCAGCAGCAGCAGCAGCAGCAGCAGCUCCCCCCGAACAUGCGGCAGUUCAUAUGGGGCUGA